ACCAAAAUCACUGACGAAAUACCACAGUGCACUUACAGAAAAGAGUGUGUGCCCUUCCCAGGCCACAGACGUGACCAGAUCUCCAGGUGGUACGGGAAGAGGAGAGUGGAGGGACUCCCGUACCAGCACCUGAUCACCCACCACCAGGAGCCCUCCCACCACUACCUGAUCAGCUCCUACGACGACCAUUACAGUCGGCACGGCUAUAACCCCGGGCUGCCUGCGCGCCGUUCCUGGAGCAGACAGAAGUCGGAGUGGCUUCCAGAGAAGUCUGACUUUCCCCUGCUGGCUCCUACAAUGAACUAUGGACUCUGGAAGAAGCUGAAGGGAAGAUGGCUGGCACUUCAAGCUGCCCCAAGGGAGAGCAUCUACACCUCGUCCUACCUCAGACCUCUGCCAUGUGCCAUGUCACGGCGGGAGCACGCCACUCUGGUCCCUCCCUGUCGCCUGCACCCUGUCCCACACUUCUGA
Messenger RNA from Erinaceus europaeus (western European hedgehog), 471 nucleotides. Its product is annotated as cilia- and flagella-associated protein 107-like. Lineage: Eukaryota; Metazoa; Chordata; Mammalia; Eulipotyphla; Erinaceidae. The transcript has 4 exons. The record is from RefSeq and is a predicted model, not a curated record. The annotation marks the transcript as partial.